UUUCUAUACUUAGAGUUAGAGGCGUACAGAAUUUAUUUUUAUAUAUCUCGUUAAAUGAGUACUAGAAACUGGCCUUAAACGUGUAACCUGUAACGACCCCAUGACCUUAAUGAUAUUUAUUGUUUUGACGUGUAAUAUGUCAAACGUCAUAGUCAACUGAUCCGGAAUAUCGGCCUGUUAUUGGAUAGAAAAUUGGAGGGAAGACAAAUUUAGAAAAAUAUCAACAAAAUCAAAAAUAAAAUAAAUAAACUAUAAACAUACAAAAAUAAAGUCAUUAUUAAAUUUCUUAGAUUUGUUCAUUAAGUGGAAUUUAGAAAAAAAAGUUGAAUAAUUGUCAGGAGUAAGUCAGUACCAGGUUGAUAGUUUAGAUAGUCCUUAAGGCCAGUGAGAAUUAAGUAUGUGUGAUAACUACAUAUUGCAAUAUCAUAAACAAGAUAUUUUAACUAUCUUGGAAAACCCCAAUAAGGAGGGCAAUUUUUGUCUUAAUAUCAAUUUUCAAGAAUUAUUUGACAGAGAACCCACCUUAGGCCGCAGCUUACUCUCCGAUCCAGAAACUGUCUUAAAAAAAUGGAAUGAUGCUGCAUUUAUGGCCCAAGGCACCUUUUUAAAAAACAAUCCAAAUUUUGUUUUAAAAAAUAAUGUCAACUGCAGAGUUUAUAACUUACCACCAAGCUCUCAAACCAGUUUGCCUGGGAAUGAGGAUGUAAAUAGAUUUUUGCAAGUUACUGGCACAGUAGUAAGAAUGUCUGCCCGGAAACUCCUAGAAUUUCAGAGGCAGUACAUUUGUGUCAAAUGUAAAUAUCCUGUUACAGUUGAAGCUCAAUAUGAUAAAAUGAAUAUUAUUAAACAGCCAAAGAGUUGUCCUAAUCCAGAAGGUUGCAAUAGCAAAACUCUACUCACUUUUGGAGAAUUACAUAACUACAACUGUAAAGAUUACCAAGAAAUUAAAAUUCAAGAGGAUCUAUCCAGGUUGGAAGGGGCAGUGCCCAACCAUAUGAUAGUCACUUUGGAAGAUGAUUUGGUGAAUACUUGCAAACCAGGAGAGAAUGUUACUAUUACAGUUAUAGUAAAAAGACGAUGGGCAGAAUUUGAUAAAGGGGCCAAAAUUCUGGUAGAUGUUGUAAUAAGGGCAAAUUAUUUGGAAGUUAACAAUAGUGCCUGCCAUUCUUUUGCUGUAUCUGAUGAGAUUAAGGAGUUUUUUGAAGAUUUUUGGGAAAGGCAUGCCGAAGAGCCUUUAAUUGGCAGGAGUAUCAUUUUAAAAUCCAUUGUACCAGAGAUUUGUGGCUUACAUUUAAUGAAACUCGCCCUAGCAAUCGUAUUGGCCGGUGGAAGCCCAAAUAAGGAAAGCGAGGAAAACACUGGGGUGGACAGGAGAUCUGAAUCACAUUUGCUCUUCGUAGGCGAUCCUGGGACAGGUAAAUCUCAAAUGCUACGUUUUGCCUCUAAAAUAAUUUCCGGAUCCGUUUUAACCACUGGGGUUGGCUCUACUGGGGCCGGUCUCACCGUUACAGCAGUAAUGGAUAAUGGAGAAUGGCAAUUGGAAGCUGGUGCUCUAGUUAUGGCUGAUGGAAGCCUCUGCUGCAUUGACGAAUUUAAUUCCAUGAAAGAACAUGAUAGGAGAAGUAUACAUGAAGCUAUGGAGCAACAGACUAUUAGUGUCGCUAAGGCAGGAAUAGUGUGUAAACUUAAAACCCGCUGCACUAUUUUGGCAGCUUGUAAUCCAAAGGGUAACUUAGACCCUGAUCAACCCUUAUGUAUGAACGUGGCCAUGUCCAGUCCAUUAUUAAGCAGAUUCGACUUAAUUCUUCUAAUGAGAGACAUAGUGAAUGAGGAGAAUGACAGAAAUAUUGCUAAAUAUUUACUGAACGUAGAUGGCAAAGUAAAGGAUGAUAGUGAAGUGUGGACCUUAAAAAUUUUACAGGCCUAUUAUUCUAUUAUAAGAAAAGAAGCGCCAAAGUUAACCAUAGAGGCAGAAACGAUUCUUAGUACAUAUUAUCGGCUACAGAAGCAAUGUGUCGGACAGAAUAAGGCUAGAACUACUGUAAGGCUGUUGGAGAGUCUUAUAAGGUUAUCCCAAGGCCACGCCAAACUAAUGUUUCACCAACAAGUGGAAAUCCAAGACACAAUAUUCGCCAUCGUUUUAAUCGACACCGCAAUGGACCGAGAAACUUCGCUUCUCAACUUGAAAGUGGAUAACGACAGCUUCGAACGUCCUGAGGAACAAUACUGGGAAAUCUCGCAAAUUAUCCUUGAAAAACUCAAUUUGGACUAUAUUUACGAACGGGAAGUGAAGAAAAAAAAGACGGCACCGUUUAAAAAACCGCCGGAAGUGGUUCCGCAAAAGCGAGACGUGAAACCGGCCCUUUUGUUUACACAGAAGAGAUUUGAUCCUGAGGAUAUUUUAACGCAAAAUGGGACAAGUUGCCUGAGAGCGAUUCAAAUACGCAAUAAUAGCUUUAGUAUGGGCCAAAAAGGGUCAAAUUUUAGCGAAGAUAGUGGGAAUUUUAGUAAAGAUUAUAGCUCUGGUGAUUGUCAGAAGCCUUCGUUGCCAAAAUCUAAUCUAAACUCAUUUUUGGAACGACACACUCAAACGCAGAAGGGAACGAUUCACUCCCAAAGUAUUACAUGCAGGAGGGAGCAUAAAGUGUUAAAUUUUACAGAAAAGAGUGUAGGAACUUCCGAUAGAGAUUACAGUUCUGGAUAUGCUCAAAAAAUUAUUCUGGAUCAAACAGAAAAGCAAACUAGUCCAUAUACAACAGGUGUAUCUUCAAAAACAAUUAAACGUCAAUUUCCAAAGUCACUUUUGGAUGAUGCAGAUUUAGAUUUUGAAAUGAAUUUUAACAAAUUUCCUUGCACUUCUCAAAAUUUGAAAAAUCCUGCUGAGAGAGUUGAAGGUGAUACUGCGAAAGGUGGUGAAAGAGAAGACGAGGAAAUGAAUUCCGAUAAAAUCGUAUUAGGUUGUACCAAACAAUCUAUGGCACGAAAAUGUAAAGCAAAUAUAAGUGAAGACAGUGGAAAUUUUACUAUUGAAUACAGCCCAAUGAUUAAUAAAAAACCACGAAAAUUUAACUUUGUUAAAAAAAAUCCUAAAGAAUCUCCUAUUGUGGAAAAACCAGAUCUUAAAAAAUCCUUGGAGCGCCCUCAACCGAUCCAAACCAAACAAUCAAAGAAAUCUUUAUCAGAAGUUGUAAAAAGUUACGGUGAGAUGGACUGGGACAUGGAUUUUGAUCAGUAUUUUGACAAUAUAAAGUCCCAACAGAGUCAAUCGGAGGCCCAGACUAACAGACCUAAAUUUGAAUCACAUUCUGUACAAUCUAAUAUAAAUAAACUUGAAAAUAGUGCAGUGGAUAGAGAGUCCAUUGCAAGUGACGAUUUGGAUAUUGAGAAUUGCGUUGACUGGAACUUAGGAGAAGACGAUGACUUUCCUACGAGUACCCAAGUUGAAAAAAAUAGGAAGGAUUUUUUAAUAAAAAAUCAAGCAAAUAUUUCAGUUGUUGAAAAGAACCCUCAAGAUGUUCCAGAAAAACGUAACAGUAAUAAAUUACCAAAAGCUAAAAGUUCCAUAGCAGAUCUCUUCGCAGCAUUUAAAUAUCAACCGAGAGAAGAUAAAGAAGAAAUAACAACGGAAAAAGCUUUAACUUGUACUACAAACACCGAAAAAUUAAGUGAAAAUGCAGUUAAGAACAUAGAAAAUGAAGCCCCAAAAGUUGUUGUAGGUAAAGCUAACAUCUACAAUGGAUCAAAAGGCCGUAAACCUACAUUUCCUAAAUCGGUUCUUGACGACGAAGAUUUUGAUUUAACCCCAUUUGAUUUUACUUCUCAAAUAUCAGAACGACCAUCUCAAAAUUCACAAAAGACAUUUAAAAAAGUGAACAGUGAAACAUCUUUAAACGAAAAUAUCUCUUCACAAAAAAGCGGAUUCUCAUCGAUAAGUUUAUCGCAAACUGAGAGUGAAUUUUCAAAAUCGUUUCUCGACGAUGAAGAUUUGGACUUUGAUAAGAACCCUUUUUUGCCUCAGAGAGUGGAGACCCCUGGUGAUAGUAGGGACUUUUGUGAUAUGGGUCAGAAAACUCAGAUGGGCUUUAUUAGGGAUAAAUUUACUUUUAAGAAGGGUGGGAAAUUGUUAUCUAGGACUGAUAGUAGCAGUUCUACGAACUAGGAUGAUCACGGUAUCUAUAGUUUAAGAGUUUUUCAUUUAUUUUUUAGGAAACUGUGAUAUAUGGAUAGUGCUAGUUUUCUAAAAAAUAUUAGGUUCAGUUGUUCAAAGUUUUCUUCUAUUUCCAACUGAUAUGUGAUUUAGUUGUAAAAAUACUUUUUGUUCUAGUUUGUGUUAAAAUAUACAUAAAUUUAAUGUUA
Anthonomus grandis grandis is the source of this 4356-nucleotide messenger RNA. RefSeq names its product DNA helicase MCM9-like. Gene Ontology annotation, biological process: double-strand break repair via homologous recombination. Gene Ontology annotation, molecular function: ATP binding; single-stranded DNA binding; ATP hydrolysis activity. The coding region runs from base 398 to 4159 and encodes 1253 amino acids. Gene Ontology annotation, cellular component: nucleus; MCM complex. The transcript has 12 exons. The record is from RefSeq and is a predicted model, not a curated record. NCBI's taxonomy places the organism in Eukaryota, Metazoa, Arthropoda, Insecta, Coleoptera, Curculionidae.